Molecule: messenger RNA, 864 nt
Organism: Drosophila ananassae
Lineage: Eukaryota; Metazoa; Arthropoda; Insecta; Diptera; Drosophilidae
Exons: 2
Coding region: 1-864 (287 amino acids)
Biological process (GO): DNA integration
Molecular function (GO): nucleic acid binding
Source: RefSeq, a predicted model, not a curated record
AUGCCUCCACCGUCGCCCGUUUCGAACAUAUCAACAUCGACCUCGUUGGCCCACUGCCAUCAUCGAACGGAUACCGAUACUGCCUCACCACAAUCUGUGGCCAACGCACUGAUUUCGGGCUGGUUCUCUCUGUACGGAAUCCCACUCCACAUCACAACGGAUUUAGGCCGACAAUUUGAGUCCACACUGUUCCAAAAGCUCGCCAAAAUUUGCGGUUUUAAGCACCUGCGCACGACAGCGUACCACCCACAAGCCAACUGGAUGGUCGAACGCUGGCACAGAACAUUAAAAGCUGCCUUAAAAUCCGCCGAUCCACUCAACUGGAGCAGUUCCCUGCACUUAAUCCUCCUAGGCCUACGUACAACAGUUAAAAGCGACAUCGGUCUGAGCCCAGCUGAAAUGGUUUAUGGCACCGCUCUACGGAUCCCUGUCGGAUUUUUUACACCAAACACACAAAAACAUACCGAAUCCGAGAUCGCCGAGACUCUUCAAAAAACCAUAUCUCAGCUACCAACCACUAAGCCAGUGCACCAUCAUACACCGCAAGAAUUUGAGAACCCGGAUUUAAACCAUUGUACCCGCGUCUUCGUCAGAGUGGAUCGAGUCAAAACCCCCCUGGAAGCAAACUACGAGGGUCCGUUCGAAAUGUUAGCAAAGCACGACAAGUACUUUACGCUCAAAGGACACACAAAGGACAUCAAGGUUUCGAUCGACCGACCUAAACCAGCAUACAUCUCCAAAACGAAUCACCUCCGACUCAAGAGAAAACGACAGCACCAACUGCCCAGCCAACCGAGCAGUUAUCAAGAUCAGGACGACGAGUCAGAUUCCCAGCAAAGUAUCUUUGCCACAGUACCCUCCUAG